UCAGCACAAGACGUGACAGAGGCCGUUCAGGAAAAACCUACAAUGGCGUCAACACUGAGUGAUGGAGGUGUGAGCAUCAGUAGUGAUGAUAAGGAGCUUCUUUGUGAGGAGACGUUUAGCUUCGACACCAUCAGUGGUGUCAUCUUCAUUUUUAUCUUUGUCCUCAGUAUCACAGGCAACUGUCUUCUUUUAUGUGUUCUUGCCAUCUACGAGAACCUUAAAAAUGUCACAAAUCUGUUUGUCCUGAACCUGGCCUGCUCCGAUUUGCUCUUCACUGUCACACUUCCAUUCUGGGCCGUCCUUAAACUGCACCACUGGAUCUUCGGGGAGUUUGCCUGCAAACUUUUGACUGCGCUAUACAUCAUCGGUUUAUACAGUAGCAUCGUUCUACUAACUGCCAUGACUGUAGAUCGUUUCGUAACAGUUGUGCUGCAUAACUGGCCAAGCAACCGUUUAAGGAGGCAGAGAUGUGCAAUCGUUGCCUGUGCAGUGGCCUGGAUCAUCGGUAUUGCUGCAUCUGUGAGUGACGCUAUCAAAGUAAAGGUGGUAAACUACUGGGAUGGUCUUUACAAUUGUGAGGAUACUUCUGAGGGCUAUGAUGUCAAUCUGGGAUAUUAUCUCCAAGUGUCCCUGCUCUUCUUCCUCCCAUUUGCCAUCAUUGUUUUGUGCUACUCUGCCAUCCUCAAGACAGUUUUGCAGGCUUCAAACAGAAGAAGGUACAAGACUGUAGUGGUGGUGUUGUGUAUUGUUGCAGCCUUCUUCAUUUGCUGGGGACCAUUCAAUAUUUUGCUUUUCAUAGAGCCUUUUUAUGAACCAAAAAGCUGUGAAGCAAAAAAACAACUGAACAUUGCCUUUGAUAUUUGUAAAAUACUUGCUUUUUCUCACUGCUGUAUGAACCCUCUGCUGUACAUGCUCUCACAAAAGCUGCGACGGCAUCUUUUGGAUCUUUUAUGUUGCAUGAAGGCCAGGGUGAGGUACAGGGCGAGUGGCAUUACCAAGAGCACUUCUGUUAUUCAGAAUGUAGCUUUUGUUGCACAAAACUCUGCCAUUAUGUUGGAACUAAACUAAACUAAAGUAGGUGUGGAAAUUAAACACCUAUAAAUGCUUUUAAAUUAUAUAUUUUGUAUUUAUUGAAUUCUACCAAUGUUUUGCAUGUUUCAUUAAAAUGUGAUGGGGGUCUAUUUUAAGUAAGUCUUCAAUAAAUGUGCCAAGUAAAUGAUAAAUAUGUGUUUAAAAAUAUACACACACAUAUAAGCGUGUAUAAUAUGUGUGAAUUCUUUCACUGCUGCACUUCCUCAGCCUUUGUGAGUGGACACAGCUGUCUCUGCAAUGCAUUUGAAUAAAUU
Plectropomus leopardus (leopard coralgrouper) is the source of this 1346-nucleotide messenger RNA. RefSeq names its product chemokine XC receptor 1-like. Gene Ontology annotation, molecular function: C-C chemokine receptor activity; C-C chemokine binding. The record is from RefSeq and is a predicted model, not a curated record. Gene Ontology annotation, biological process: calcium-mediated signaling; positive regulation of cytosolic calcium ion concentration; immune response. NCBI's taxonomy places the organism in Eukaryota, Metazoa, Chordata, Actinopteri, Perciformes, Serranidae. Gene Ontology annotation, cellular component: external side of plasma membrane; membrane.